Molecule: messenger RNA, 976 nt
Organism: Aspergillus caelatus
Lineage: Eukaryota; Fungi; Ascomycota; Eurotiomycetes; Eurotiales; Aspergillaceae
Product: Hsp20/alpha crystallin family protein
Exons: 1
Coding region: 196-693 (165 amino acids)
Biological process (GO): response to hydrogen peroxide; protein complex oligomerization; protein folding
Source: RefSeq, a predicted model, not a curated record
GGAACAUGGCCGACAAGAGAUAUAAGGGGGCACAAGGCCUCGUCAAAUUGCACUUCUUUUCAUCAGAACAACAACAAUCAAACACAAGAACACAACAGCAAUCGACUACAAAUCGAAUACUUCUUCCACUACUACUUCUAUCAAAACAUACCUGCCUCUACUUUUCUAAACACUCUACCUCAACACACGACCAAAAUGUCUCUCUUCAGAACCAUGCCCACCGCUGGUGACUUCUCCCCUCUCUUCCGUCUCUUGGACGACUACGACACCCACCGCCAGAGCCGUGGUCAGGUUUCUAGCGUGCGCUCCUUCGCACCUCGCUUCGACGUCCGCGAGACUGACGAUGCCUACCACUUUGAUGGUGAACUCCCUGGCAUUGCUCAGAAGGACAUCGACAUUGAAUUCUCUGACCCACAGACCCUCGUGAUCAAGGGUCGCACUGAGCGCGAAUACCACACUCCCGAGGCUGGCGAAACCAAGGAGGGUGAGAGCAAGGAAGUGACCAAGAGGGAGAACGGGAACAAGCCUCGCUACUGGGUUAGCGAGCGCUCCGUUGGCGAAUUCCACCGCACCUUCACCUUCCCGUCUCGCGUCGACCAGGAAAACGUCAAGGCCAGCCUUAAGAACGGCAUCCUCUCCUUGGUCGUGCCCAAGGCUGCUGCUUACACCGGCAAGAAGAUCACCAUCGAGUAAACGAGCUGCGGGAUGAGACGAGUUACGACCUUGCAUGGGAGUUAAGCAAUCAGUUCGAACGGCGUCAACAGUGAUAUUUUCUUUAUCGACUUUCGACUCUAAUCGACAAAAGAAAAAAAAAAAAAAAUCUUUUGCUACCUCAGUCGUUGAAGUUGAAGAAGUUGAUUCGUUUUCAUUCCUUACUCUGGAGCGCGAUUGCGGUGGAUGAUGGAUGUGCUGGCAUUUCUUAAUUCUGCCUCUUUGUAUUUAUCAGUUCCAUGCCUUAAUUAAUGAUUCACCUGAA